Emys orbicularis (European pond turtle) is the source of this 711-nucleotide messenger RNA. It is a transcript of the gene CLDN14, whose product is annotated as claudin 14. Gene Ontology annotation, molecular function: structural molecule activity. Gene Ontology annotation, cellular component: bicellular tight junction; plasma membrane. Lineage: Eukaryota; Metazoa; Chordata; Testudines; Emydidae. The record is from RefSeq and is a predicted model, not a curated record. The transcript has a single exon. Gene Ontology annotation, biological process: cell adhesion; bicellular tight junction assembly. The coding region runs from base 1 to 711 and encodes 236 amino acids.
AUGGCAAGCAUGGCUGUUCAGUUACUGGGCUUCUUACUAAGUCUCUUUGGUCUAAUUGGAACCUUAAUUGCUACUAUUCUGCCUCACUGGUGGAGGACGGCACACGUAGGCACCAAUAUUAUAACAGCUGUGGCAUACAUGAAAGGGCUCUGGAUGGAGUGUGUCUGGCAUAGCACUGGCAUCUACCAGUGCCAGGUCCAUCGGUCUCAGCUUGCACUGCCUCGGGACCUUCAAGCAGCUCGUGCCAUGAUGGUGAUUUCCUGUGUUAUUUCCACACUGGCAUGUGUGGUAUCUGUUAUUGGCAUGCAUUGCACUCGAUGUGUCAAAGGGGCCACUGCCAAAAAUUCUCUCGCUGUCUCUGGUGGAAUCUUUUUCAUCCUGGCUGGUCUCAUAUGCCUGGUUCCUGUUUCUUGGACUACUAAUGAUGUGGUUACAGAUUUUUACAACCCCGUGCUUCCCAACGGGAUGAAGUAUGAGAUAGGGCAAGCUCUUUACCUCGGUUUUUUCUCUGCAUCUUUGACUAUACUUGGCGGAGCUCUACUGUGUACAUCAUGCCAGAGUACUGGGAACAACCUACCUUACCAGCCACAACCAAGGAGCACAACAAGGGCUGCUCCCUCAUAUAGACCACCAACUGCCUACAAGGGAAACCAUGCGCCUUCUCUGACCUCUGUUUCACAGAGUGGCUACAGAUUAAAUGACUAUGUGUGA